This is a messenger RNA of Brassica oleracea var. oleracea, 1259 nucleotides long. Its product is annotated as protein REVEILLE 4-like. Gene Ontology annotation, molecular function: DNA binding. NCBI's taxonomy places the organism in Eukaryota, Viridiplantae, Streptophyta, Magnoliopsida, Brassicales, Brassicaceae. The record is from RefSeq and is a predicted model, not a curated record. Bases 90 to 953 code for a protein of 287 amino acids. The transcript is spliced from 8 exons.
GCCAUGUGGACAUUCUCAUCUCUCUCUCUAAAGCUCCCUCUGUUCAUUCUCUCUCUAAACGGUCUCUAUCUUUGAGAAAAAAAAAACCGAUGACCUCGUCUCUUUCAAGCAAUCCGGUGGUUGCUGAAGAAAGACCGGCGGAAACAUCCACAGAUCUUACAGAUACGACGACGGAAGCUCCGGAGAAGAAGGUGAGGAAAGCUUACACGAUAUCCAAGUCCAGACAGAGUUGGACUGAAGGAGAGCACGAUAAGUUUCUCGAAGCUCUUCAACUGUUUGAUCGUGACUGGAAAAAGAUUGAAGAUUUUGUCGGCUCAAAGACAGUUAUUCAGAUCAGGAGCCAUGCCCAAAAGUACUUUUUGAAGGUCCAGAAAAACGGAACCUUUGCGCACGUGCCACCCCCUAGGCCUAAGCGCAAAGCUGCUCAUCCAUAUCCUCAAAAGGCAUCUAAGAAUGCUCAAAUGUCGCUUCACGUUUCCAUGUCAUUUCCUCCAGAAAUAAGUAACGUGUCCGGAUAUGGUUCAUGGGAUGAUGAUACCUCUGCAUUGCUUAGCAUAGCCGUUAGCGAGGUUAUACUACCAAAUGAUGAGAUUGACACUCUUUGUGGAGGAGAAGUUGUUAUUGAAUCGAAUGGCUCAGCAAGUGCGGUUAGUCCUUCAGCAUCUGGUAUAGGAAGCUCAAGCAGAACUCUAUCAGGUUCAGAGGGUUUAAGACCGGUGAAUCAAGCUCCCUCACUGAAGGGUCUUCCUGAUUUUGCUGAAGUUUAUAACUUCAUUGGGAGUGUCUUCGAUCCUGACAGCAAAGGCCGCAUGAAAAAGCUCAAGGAAAUGGAUCCUAUAAAUUUCGAAACUGUACUGCUAUUGAUGAGAAACCUCACAGUGAAUAUGUCAAAUCCUGACUUCGAACCUUCUUCUGAUGCUGCAGAGGAAGGUUCAGAACACUUAAGCUCUUAGCUCUUGUUUGGGAACUCUGGCCAAGAACCAAACAAGUGAUAUAUCUUUUUGAAGGACUUCUUGCUCACAGCAACUGUGUAUAUCAGCUAUAAAGUAAGUGUGGUUUGUAUAUCAGAGUAAGGUUCAGAACACUUAAGCUCUUAGCUCUAGUGUGAGAUCGCUGGCCAAGAACUAAACAAGUGAUAUAUAUAUAUAUAUAAAGUAAGUGUGGUUUUCAUACCUCAUCCUUCCCACAUCAAUGUAAACUAGACCUUACCGCAUAUAUAAGCUUUAAUCUCUCGGCUCAGCUGCUAUAGGGAGUUACCA